AUGAAUAAGGAUAUGUAUGUGAGCAAAAAGGACAAAGAGAAGGUUGUUGGACCUAUUUCUAGAAUUGCUUUUGUUAUGGUGGAACCUGUCACCAUUGGUCAAGAAAUGGAAAAUAGAAGAUUAAAGCCGUAUCUACAAAAAGGAAAAUAUGAUGAGGGACUUAUGAAUAACAAGGGCAAGCAAAAGAGAAGAAGAAUGGACAAAGUCAAAAGAAGGAAAAGAAUGAUGCCGAUGGAACUCGGUAGAAUAGCAAGGAGAAGGGAAAAACAAUUUGUUAACUUCUCCAAGGGACAACAGACCCAGCGGCUAAUGAGACUAGUCACUAUGUUUUCUCUCGAGGUUGUGUUUGUUUGA
This is a messenger RNA of Dovyalis caffra, 354 nucleotides long. The record is from the annotation of a GenBank genome assembly. Lineage: Eukaryota; Viridiplantae; Streptophyta; Magnoliopsida; Malpighiales; Salicaceae.